Molecule: messenger RNA, 948 nt
Organism: Dermacentor andersoni
Lineage: Eukaryota; Metazoa; Arthropoda; Arachnida; Ixodida; Ixodidae
Source: RefSeq, a predicted model, not a curated record
AUGGCGUCGCAGGGCCUGUUCGAAGUUGUUUCUCAACGUCUUCGCCGGCCGGCGGAACAAAGGGACGUAGAAGAAUACCUCGACGGGUCCACGGGGGGCGACUUCCGCGUGCCGGCUUCGCAGCUUCGAUCGGCAUGGACGGAGGCACGUACGGCAUCUCGCCGCCUGGAUGUCCUGUGGCAGUUGGACCCUGAGGGCGUUCGGAUAACCUGCAGCGACAAAACUCUUACCUCCUCCCACCGCAGGAAGGUUAUCCGGACGCUGCGCGCCAUUCAAUCAACGGCCAGGGACAACGCCCGCCACAACAAACCAAACCAGGGAAACGUAAUGCAGUGCAAGGCCGCGGAUCCCGCCAGUUCGCAUUUCAUGCAUACCGGGUCCUUCACCCGGUUUGCUGACUGGCGGUUUAUCCACGAAGCAAGACUCAAUCUGCUACCUCUUAAUGGAGCCAGCCCAUGGCUUACUGGACGAGACCAACGCUGCAGGGUAUGCGGCUAUGCAAAGGAGUCUCUGCCCCACGUGCUUUGUGAUUGCAUGGCGCGUAGCGCCAUGUACACGGCCCGGCAUAACAUCGUCGCCCGGCUACGCACUGCUAGCCGUAACCGGUUCGCAAUCGCGUCCGAGAAUCGUACGGUUGGCAACACUAACCUACGCCCAGAUGUCGUCCUGGUACGCGGCGAGGAAGCCAUCAUCCUUGAUGUUUGCUGUCCUUUUGACAACCGCCUCGAGGCCUUCGCCGCUGCCCGUGCCACUAAGAUUGCCAAGUACGAACCUGUGCGGGUACAUCUCGCACAGCGCUAUCAACGCGUGACUGUUGACGCAAUUGUCAUCGGCGCUCUUGGCUCCUGGGAUCCCUGCAAUGACGCUGUCAUGCGACGACUAUGCUCACGUUCCUACCUCCGGUUGUUUAAGAAGCUGGCUGUCAGUGAUGUGAUUAGUGCGUCAUGA